Molecule: messenger RNA, 2437 nt
Organism: Halichondria panicea
Lineage: Eukaryota; Metazoa; Porifera; Demospongiae; Suberitida; Halichondriidae
Exons: 7
Coding region: 971-2188 (405 amino acids)
Source: RefSeq, a predicted model, not a curated record
ACACAACUGUGCAGUUAUAGCCUGAAUGUACUGUACGUAGGCUGACAAAAUGAGACUUAACAAAGAAAAAUGGCGUUUGAGAGUGAAUGGAUUUCUCACUCAAAUACUUGCUCCAAUGAUGUUCUCCAUCAGUGGUACAUUAUACCUCUCUUCGUUGCAUAGGUUUGUCACUAACCCAAAGAAGGCAGGCAUCAAUGAAACCACACUCCAGCAGGUGGAGCCUGGAUUAGAUGAGUCGGAAACAAUGUACGCACUGCUGAUAACUAUUUAUUCCUGCGGCGAACUUACAGGAGGAUUGCUGUCAGGUUUUUUAACUAAAUGCAUCCCGAAUUGGUACCAGUUUGUAUUUGCCAUAUCUCUGCACACGAUUGGCUACGUGUUGUACGGUGUUGCAACUAACGGUGGGAUACUAAUGAUUGGCAUGUUCCUGGCUGGAUACUAUUUGGCAGCACAAAUCACACUCAGUAUGAACUACGCAACAGAAAUGAGUGUCGAGUAUGUGAAUCUACUGAAGGAAGUAAAGAAUGAAAAGAUGAAAAUUUUGAAUAUGAGAAGAAAGUGGUGAAAACUCGUAACUUCCUAUAUUCAGUCUACUCCAUUGGAUUCAGCGUUGGGCUUGUCGUUGGUCCUAGUGUUUCAGUAAUAUUUUCUAACCUUCCAAUUGAGCAGUAUCGAUCGAUUGCUUGGUUCAAUGUAGCUUUUGGAGUUAUAUUGUUGAUCUUGUUCUGUUUUCUCUUCCGUGGAGAGAGUAAAUGGAACAGAACUAAUUGUCAUGAGCUUUGUGUCCGCUCAAAAAACAACUCAAGUUCGGCCAAGCCUGGACCACUGCAAAUAUUCAUAUCCUUUCAGCAUUAUUACCAAUGCAAGUACAUAUAUCGAUAGCAUUAUAGCCAGAAGCAUGAAUAUGAUAGAACCUAUAUACUGUAAUUUCUAGCAAUCCUUAACAAUAUCUGUUCACAUUAUUGUGAGUAUGCACUUGCUAUCGUUCGUACAAAUGCUGAAGUGGGCAUAUUUUGAAGCCCUAAUGAAUCCAAUUCUAAGUGAUUCAUUUGGGUUCUCUCUAAACACAUCUUCCUACGUCUUCUUGGGGGUGGCUAUCUCAAGCAUUCUAGGCUCCAUCUUACUGGUCUUGUUACAAAGAAUCAAAAUCAGUACACAGAUGGGAGCUUUCAUUGGUAUUUCAAUGACAAUUGCAGGAUACUUCUUGGUAACAGAUUGGCAGGCUAUACCUUAUGAUCCAUGCACUGAGUACAGUCCGUUCCAUCAUCCAGAUCGCUUUCAAAACAACCACUCAAGUCUAGGAAUGUUAACACCUUUGGAUAAUACUCCCCCAAGUUGGCCUGCUCUCUUAAAUAAUCGUGCACACAUGGAUAUUGAGUUGGAUUUUGGCGAUCGAACGUACACAGAAAUUGCUUACCACUUUAAUUUCAGCUGCUACGUUGAUGAAUUUUGCCCAUUUUGCACCGAGAAAUCUACCAGCAAGCACCGGUGUUUGUCGUUUGUAGUUAAAGGUGAAAACGAAUCCUCAGAACAGGUGCUCGAUGUGUUUUCCUGUUCUUUAGCUCCUCCUUUACAAAAUAUUUGCCUCAGUAUUUCUCAUCAUCAAUCAACUGAUUCUGAGGAAGUUGAAAAUUUAAAUGGAAAUCGUUUUGUAGCCGGCGUUCAAAGUUUAUUGGUACUCCCUCAAUAUGUGUAUUCCACUGCAAGCAAUGCCUGUAUAAAUGCCAAUGUAUCAAUUAGUGGAGAGUGUCAUUGGAUACCGUUGUCAAGUGGUGAGGAAUGUGUGGAUUGUCCUCCUAUCUGCAGAGGAAAGCAACGGACACUACUGCUACCAUUGUAUCUGAUAGGGAUGGUGCUGUUGAUAGGAAGCUACCCUCUUGUCUGGGUGAAUUUGGUGGCCAUAGCUAACAACCAGAGUCCUGAAAGUGUUCAAGGUAUUGUGAUAGGAGGUAUCAAUGCAGCAAAUGGACUUGCUGCGAGUAUCAGUCCUGUGGUUGUCAAUUUGCUCUAUGAAAAGACAAUGAAAAGAACUUUCGUGCCGUCUAUUCUGUUUGCUCUGUUGCAUAUACCAUUUCUCAUAGAAAUCAUCAUAUUGUACAAACCCUUAGGACCUUCAUAUAAGCUCACUGAAUAUAGAUCCACUCUGCCCAAAGAACAAUUGUCUGGGAAAGAGUGCGAUUGUCCUUGAUGAUUGUCCUUGAUGAUUGUCCUUGAUUUAUAUACCAUUGAAAUGAUGUAGAUGUUUUGUAGAGGUAGUGAGUAUUCUGCAUUGACACUAUUGUAAUGGAGGUAUGCUUUUAUGCUAGCGGGGCCCGGAAUGUAAAAGGAUUGAGAAGUGUAGUAACUUGGGUCAUGCAAGAGUCUCUUCAGAGUCAAGUUGCUUUUACCGACAACCUAGCUUUCCAUGCUAAACGUUUCAGUGAAAAAAGGGAAUGCU